Messenger RNA from Sphenostylis stenocarpa, 459 nucleotides. NCBI's taxonomy places the organism in Eukaryota, Viridiplantae, Streptophyta, Magnoliopsida, Fabales, Fabaceae. The record is from the annotation of a GenBank genome assembly.
AUGGAUUAUGAAGGAUUGGAGAAGGGGAUUGAAGAAUUGAAAGUGGAGGAAGAGAAGGGUGAUGUACAUGUCCAAGAACGGGCACAGGGUCAAUUGCAAAUUACUACCUUUUCUGAACUUGUCAAUGAUGUUUGCCUCCAUUUUCAGAUCAUGCGCUUUCCCAAACAGAUAUAUGUGUGGAUCGGUUACAACUCUGCAAAAUUGGGACACAUGUAUGCAGCAGCUCCCACUCGUCCUAGCAAUUCGGUAUCUGUCACUUCCAUACUUGGAGGGGUUUCUGAUAACACAGGGUCCGGCAUUGCUCAUCGAUUAGUGUUAAAGACUGGUCUCAACAUAAUUUUGGCUUGCAGUAUUCCAAAAAAUAGCCCCAUUCUUGAGACAGAAGCUGAGAAAAUAUUGAUUCAGAAACUCAUUAGUCUGGGCUACACCAAGUCUAGAUUGGGAGGAACAUCCUUGUAG